UGCCCGCCCCUGAGUCUGGAGCAGCAGCAGCAGCAGCAGCAGUGGAGCUUCACUGCCUCUCCUCGCCUCACAGUGCGGGAAUAUACCAGCGGAGAGCAGAAUGGAUACGGAAGGGAGCCAGAGCAGCCUGUCCUCCGGCACGGACAACUCCCCCCACGACCCCUGCAAAAUGUUCAUCGGGGGUCUGAGUUGGCAGACAACACAAGAGGGCUUGAAGGAGUACUUCUGCAAAUUCGGCGAGGUGAAGGAGUGCAUGGUGAUGCGGGAUCCCGUUACCAAGCGGUCGAGAGGGUUCGGCUUUGUAACAUACACAGAACAAGCCGGUGUGGAAAAGGUUUUGGCACAAAACAGACACGAGCUGGAUUCUAAAACGAUCGACCCAAAGGUGGCGUUUCCCCGCCGGGCUCAGCCCAAGCUGGUGACCAGGACAAAGAAGAUCUUUGUCGGAGGACUGUCAGUCAAUACCACCAUCGAAGAUGUGAAGCAAUAUUUUGACCAGUUUGGAAAGGUCGAUGAUGCCAUGCUCAUGUUUGACAAAACAACCAACAGACAUAGAGGUUUUGGUUUUGUUACCUUUGAGAAUGAAGAUGUGGUUGAGAAAGUGUGUGAGAUCCACUUCCAUGAGAUCAACAACAAAAUGGUGGAGUGCAAGAAAGCCCAGCCCAAGGAGGUGAUGACGCCGACAGGCUCAGCCAGAGGCCGUUCCAGGGUGAUGCCCUACGGGAUGGACGCUUUUAUGCUGGGCAUUGGCAUGUUAGGCUACCCGGGUUUUCAGACUGCUACCUACACCAGCCGCAGUUACUCUGGUAUCGCGCCCGGAUACACCUACCAGUUCCCAGAAUUCCAUUUAGAGAGGACCCCCCUCCUGACAUCAUCCCACCCUCCUGAGCUGGCAGCCAUUCCCCUGACUGCAUACGGACCAAUGGCAGCAGCUGCAGCAGCCGCCGCGGUAGUUAGAGGCUCCACCCCUUCACGCACAGCUGGCUUCCUGGGCACCAGCAGCCCUGGACCAAUGGCUGACCUGUACGCUGCAGCCAAUCAGGACUCAGGAGUCAGCAGCUACAUCAGUGCAGCUAGCCCCGCCCCCAGCACAGGGUUCAGCCAUGGUAUAGGGGGUCCUCUGAUUGCUACUGCCUUCACUAAUGGCUACCACUGAGAAGUCUCAGGUCACCGAGGGAUGGGAGGGCGUCUCCUCUGCUGAUGAGCCAAUCACAAUGCUGACUGCCCACUGAUGGCACAACCUGAUUGGCCGGCCACCGGCUCUUUACCGGGCUCUCCUGGCUCCAUAUGGCUCCGCCCACCGACUGAAUAUCUUUUUAAAUCCAGAACUCUUGUUUCUGCUGUACUAAUCUCACUUCAACAUAACUUCCCUGUUUUCUCCUCUUUUGUCCUCAUCAUGUAGUCUAAUAACUAGAGCCCACCCCCUCUCCCCCCUCAGUUAUCCAUUUUUUUCCUUUUGAAGCUGAGAAAAAGAAACUGCAAAAAAAAAAAAAAAAAAAAAAUCUCCGAGGAAACAUUUGUCAUCGUUGACAAAGACACAGACAACUAUUUUGAGUUUUUAUUAUCGUCAUUUUAAACUUCACUUCCAUCGUGAAUCCUUCCCAGCUGUCGUGCUGAUGUUAACAGAAGCAGAAAGAAGGCAAAAAAAAAGAAAGCUGUGCGAGAUGAGAUGGGUCUCAAAGCCGUUUUUAACAAAGGAAGAACAAAUCCAACACAGUCCUUUUUUUAACUCGAGUCUCACGGAAACAUGGAGGGAAAAAAACAAACAACCAACAACAACAACAAAAGUUAAAUGUAUAU
Molecule: messenger RNA, 1800 nt
Organism: Pundamilia nyererei
Lineage: Eukaryota; Metazoa; Chordata; Actinopteri; Cichliformes; Cichlidae
Product: RNA-binding protein Musashi homolog 1-like
Exons: 14
Coding region: 101-1156 (351 amino acids)
Biological process (GO): regulation of translation; central nervous system development
Cellular component (GO): cytoplasm
Molecular function (GO): mRNA binding
Source: RefSeq, a predicted model, not a curated record